ACUGCUAGCGGAGUAUAGAUAGGUAGCUUGGCAGAAUUCCAGUUUGCAGUUCAAACGGCUCCAGUCGGUACCUGACAGUUUAAAUGAAGCAAUCAACAAAUUGAUAAAUCAUCUUGAAGACAAGAGACGAAUUUACUGUUCCAUUGCGAUUCUGGAGAAACAAAAUGGCAGCAACUGGAGGACUGACAGAGGAACAGAAACGAAGGAUAGAAGAAAACAAAAGGAAAGCAUUGGAAAAAAGGGCGCAAAGAGCAAAUCAACAAGCAUCAUCUAUCCCAGCAACUCUAACCUCUAGCAGCAAGUUGUGGAGGCCAUCAUGUCUAACGUCCAAGCCAGCUAACGGCGAUACCGGUAGAUCAGUAUUAUAUGAUAUGACUUCAAAACAAAGAAGCUGUGAACAGUCUGCAACAAGUGUAACAACAAACAAUAGUUGCAUCCAAUCCAAUGCUAUGAGCAUCCCAAAGAGCCCACCACCUAAUCAGUAUGAACAACCUCUAAAACCAUACCAGGUGCAACAACCAGUGGCUGCCACAGGCACAAACCAAAAGACUAUCACUCAGUUUUAUGGCAACUCUAACAGCAGUGGAGUAAAAAGCACCAGUAGCAGCAAAACAGUUCAUGCCUCGAAACCAGCACAUCAAGGCCAAAGUAAGGUCAAUUUGUGGAGCAACGGUGAUAGAGGUGGUGGUCGUGGUAGCGGUGGUACGCCAAGCUGGUCAUCAAACAAUGUAUUGAAACCAUCAGGUUCUUUCACAGGUGGUUCAAGUCUUACAGGACAUUGUGUCUUGUUGUCAAGAUCUCGCUUUGUAGCAGACAUAGGAUACCAUUCUAAGUUGAUUGAAAUCUUCAAAGCUAUACCAAGUAAAAGUUAUGACGUUACUACAAAAAAGUGGUCAUUUUCACUUACCCACUACGAUGAAUUCAUGAAGGCGGUUCAGGUAUUAAAGAAUGAGGUCGAGAUGAAACCACUCCCAAAUUCAGUGUGUUUAGCAUUCCGUAGCCAGCGCAGUGGAAAACAUACAACGCUUGAGGUUCCUGAGGCUGACCUGAGUGGGGUAGAUACAAAGCUUGCACAAGGUCUCAUGCCAUUUCAGAAGAAAGGUGUUGAUUUUACGAUUCACCGAGGAGGGAGAGCCUUGAUAGCCGAUGACAUGGGAUUAGGAAAAACAAUUCAAGCCAUCUGUGUAGCAUGUUACUAUAGAUCAGAAUGGCCAAUGCUCGUCGUUAGUCCUUCGUCAAUGCGCUUCUCAUGGGCAGAGGCAUUCUUAAAAUGGAUACCAUCGAUUGAGGAGUAUGAGGUCAAUGUUGUGACCUCUGGAAGGGAAAGUGUUUCCUGUGGUCAAGUAAAUAUAAUCAGCUAUGACCUGAUGGCCAGGAAAACCAAGGCGUUGCAGGCUGUAGGUUUCAAGGUCAUCAUCAUGGAUGAGUCUCAUUUUCUCAAGAGUUACAAGACAGCUAGAACCAAGGCAGCUCUGCCACUAUUAAAGGCAGCGCCAAGAGUGAUCCUUCUCUCCGGUACACCGGCCCUCUCCAGACCAUCUGAACUCUUCCAACAGAUCAGUGUGGUCAAUCCACGGCUCUUCCCAUCAUUCCAUGACUUUGCACUAAGAUACUGCGAUGCUAAACAGACUCACUUUGGCUGGGACUACUCUGGCUCCUCAAACCUGACUGAAUUACAUCUUCUCCUAGAAGAGAAAGUGAUGAUAAGAAGACUUAAGAAGGAUGUCCUUGGGCAGUUACCAUCCAAGAUUAGACAAGUGGUGAUAAUGGAUCCUAGCUUUGUGAAGACUGGUAGCACAUCACUUAAGUGUGCAGCUAAGGAUAUGGAAAAGAAGAGUAAAUCAGAUCAACAAGGGACUUUACUCAAGUAUUUCAGUGAGACCGGUCUUGCCAAGAUCCCUGCAUUGAAGGAGUAUGUGAUUGACCUAGCAGAAAGUGGUCAUAAAUUUCUUGUCUUUGCUCACCAUCAGAAAGUCAUGGAAGCUCUGGCCGAAGCACUCAUGAAAAAGAAAAUCAAGAUCAUCCGUAUAGAUGGAAGCACAUCGUCGUACAUGCGCAACGAGCUGGUCGAGAAAUUCCAGACCAAUGACUCCUAUCAAGUUGCAGUAUUGUCCAUCACAGCGUGUAAUGCAGGGAUCACCCUGACCUCUGCAUCUACGGUGCUCUUUGCAGAAUUGUUCUGGAAUCCCGGAAUCCUGGUUCAGGCCGAGGAUCGCGUCCAUCGAAUCGGUCAGCAAGACUCGGUGACCGUUCGUUAUCUCAUCGCAAAGAACACUGCAGAUGACUAUAUCUGGCCUCUUAUUCAGAAGAAACUCUCCAUCCUUGGCAAAGCUGGCCUCUCAAAAGAUGAUUUUGGUGAUGCGGACACGACUGAAUUGAAGGAUCCCAAGCAGCGAAGUAUCCUGUCAUUCUUUGAGCAAUCUUUCUUUGAGGAUGACCCUCUCUCCCAGGAAGAUCUUGACCUCCUGGAAGCAGCCGAGGCUACCAACAAACCAGAAACAGCUUGUCAAGAUGCCGGCGGGCUACCAAAGACAGAUACAGGGUUGUUCAGCUCAUUUUACUUUGAGAAAACAUCUAUGGACAGUCCUAAGAUCAAGAAACCAAGAAUGAACUAACCUGUAGGGUAAAAAGUAAAGGUGAGAUAGAAUGUACUGAACACUGAUGGGUUGGAAAGUAAAGGUGAGAUAGUAUGUACUGAACACUGAUAGGUUAGAAAGUUAAGGUGAGAUAGUAUGUACUGAACACUGAUGGGUUAGAAAGUAAAGGGAGAUAGUAUGUACUGAACACUGAUGGGUUAGAAAGUUAAGGUGAGAUAGUAUGUACUGAACACUGAUGGAUUAGAAAGUUAAGGUGAGAUAGUAUGUACUGAACACUGAUGGAUUAGAAAGUUAAGGUGAGAUAGUAUGUACUGAACACUGAUGGGUUAGAAAGUUAAGGUGAGAUAGUAUGUACUGAACACUGAUGGAUUAGAAAGUUAAGGCGAGAUAGUAUGUACUGAACACUGAUGGGUUAGAAAGUUAAGGUGAGAUAGUAUGUACUGAACACUGAUAGAUUAGAAAGUAAAGGGAGAUAGUAUGUACUGAACACUGAUAGGUUAGAAAGUUAAGGUGAGAUAGUAUUUACUGAACACUGAUGGGUUAGAAAGUUAAGGUGAGAUAGUAUUUACUGAACACUGAUGGGUUAGAAAGUUAAGGUGAGAUAGUAUUUACUGAACACUGAUAGGUUAGAAAGUUAAGGUGAGAUAGUAUGUACUGAACACUGAUGGGUUAGAAAGUAAAGGUGAGAUAGUAUUUACUGAACACUGAUGGGUUAGAAAGUUAAGGUGAGAUAGUAUUUACUGAACACUGAUGGGUUAGAAAGUUAAGGUGAGAUAGUAUGUACUGAACACUGAUGGAUUAGAAAGUAAGGGUGAGAUAGAAUGUAUAGAACACUGAUGGAUUAGAAAGUAAGGGUGAGAUAGUAUUUACUGAACACUGAUGGAUUAGAAAGUAAAGGGAGAUAGUAUGUACUGAACACUGAUAGGUUAGAAAGUAAAGGUGAGAUAGUAUGUACUGAACACUGAUGGGUUAGAAAGUAAAGGUGAGAUAGAAUGUACUGAACACUGAUGGGUUAGAAAGUAAAGGUGAGAUAGAAUGUACUGAACACUGAUGGGUUAGAAAGUAAAGGUGAGAUAGAAUGUACUGAACACUGAUGGGUUAGAAAGUAAAGGUGAGAUAGUAUUUACUGAACACUGAUGGGUUAGAAAGUAAAGGUGAGAUAGUAUGUACUGAACACUGAUGGGUUAGAAAGUAAAGGUGAGAUAGAAUGUACUGAACACUGAUGGGUUAGAAAGUAAGGGUGAGAUAGAAUGUACUGAACACUGAUGGGUUAGAAAGUAAGGGUGAGAUAGAAUGUACUGAACACUGAUGGGUUAGAAAGUAAAGGCGAGAUAGUGAACAGUGAUAGGUUUAGAAGUAAAGGUGAAAUAGGAUGUACUGAAUACUGUUUAAAGCAGUUAGGUGAGGAAAUGAAGGUGAGUUAGAAUGUAUUAAACAUUCUUUGAUGUAGUUAGGUUUAAAUGUGAGAUUAAAUGAACUGAAGACUGAAGCAGUUAGCUUAGGAAGCAAAGGAGAGAAGAGAAGAAAAGAACUGUAUUUGACAACUGUAAAAAUUCUAGUAGCUGUAAAGGUUCUAAACUCCCAAAAUUCUUUUUUUUUUCAAGUAAGAAGGUACUUGGCUUUAGGAAAUGAUGGGAAGAAUUAUUAAGAGUGAAAGUGCACUCACUGAGUUUUUAAGACAAAUACAGUCAUCUAGAAUCUACACAAGUUGAAAGACACUUAGCUAAUUCAAACAGUUUGUUUUGAUACCAAGAGAUUUGACUUUAACU
This is a messenger RNA of Lytechinus variegatus (green sea urchin), 4366 nucleotides long. It is a transcript of the gene smarcal1, whose product is annotated as SWI/SNF-related matrix-associated actin-dependent regulator of chromatin subfamily A-like protein 1. Bases 165 to 2615 code for a protein of 816 amino acids. Lineage: Eukaryota; Metazoa; Echinodermata; Echinoidea; Temnopleuroida; Toxopneustidae. The record is from RefSeq and is a predicted model, not a curated record. Gene Ontology annotation, biological process: DNA repair; replication fork processing. Gene Ontology annotation, cellular component: nuclear replication fork. Gene Ontology annotation, molecular function: ATP-dependent chromatin remodeler activity; ATP binding. The transcript has 15 exons.